This is a messenger RNA of Halteromyces radiatus, 1297 nucleotides long. Its product is annotated as Oxidoreductase, molybdopterin-binding domain-containing protein. The record is from RefSeq and is a predicted model, not a curated record. Gene Ontology annotation, cellular component: mitochondrion. The coding region runs from base 67 to 1224 and encodes 385 amino acids. The transcript has 12 exons. Lineage: Eukaryota; Fungi; Mucoromycota; Mucoromycetes; Mucorales; Cunninghamellaceae. Gene Ontology annotation, molecular function: molybdenum ion binding; oxidoreductase activity.
UUUUUUUUACUUUCUUUUUUUUCUUUUUCUUUUGACUUCUACGUUAGUAUUUAUUUAUUUAUUUUAAUGUCCAAACAACUAGACUAUAGUUAUGAACCUUCACGACAAGACCUCAAGUUAGAAAUUCGCAAAGACAAACCAUUCAAUGCAGAACCAACUCCUCCUGAUCUUGUUAAAGCAUAUAUUACACCUUUAGAACAUUUUUUUUGUCGUUCUCAUGGACCAUUACCAAAGUUAGACGAUCACCAUGUCAUUAGCAUUCAAGGCAUUGGAUUAGAAACUGCACAACAAUUCACUGUGGAACAGCUCAAACAACAAUUCAAGAAAAAGACUAUAGUAAUGGCAAUGCAGUGCGCUGGUAAUCGACGAGAUGGAUUACAUAAGGUGAAAGAUACAAAAGGGGUAAUUUGGGGUCCAGGUGCAAUUGGGAAUGGGUCUUAUGCUGGUUGCCGAUUGAAAGAUGUUCUUGGUUCUAUUGGAAUUAAUUGCCAGUUACCUGAUAUUGGAUCACUUCAUGUUGCAUUUGAAUCAGUAGAACAGUGUGAAGAAGAUAGAUGUUAUGGGUCCUCAAUUCCUUUAUCCAAAGCAUUAGAUGAAUUUGGUGAUGUAUUAUUGGCUUAUGAGAUGAAUGACGCACCAUUGACGCAAGAUCACGGCGCUCCUAUUAGGGUUGUUGUUCCAGGUUAUAUUGGAGCAAGAUCUGUCAAAUUUUUAAAGUCCAUUAUCAUUCAAAAUCAAGAAUCAUCUUCUUACUUUCAACAAAGGGAUUACAAAAUACUACCUUCUCAUAUUGAAACAGAACAACAAGCAGCUGAAUAUUGGUGUAAGGUACCUUCUAUUGGUGAAUUCAAUGUCCAAUCUUAUGUAUGUGAUCCUGCUGAUGGUCAAGUUGAAUCCAAUUGUCGUCAAGCCAGAGUUUCUGGAUAUGCACUUUCUGGUGGUGGUCGUGGAAUCCAACGCGUCGAUGUCUCUGGGGAUGAUGGUAAAACUUGGAAAGAAGCUAUCUUAUAUCAACCAAAAACAGAUUCUACUACAACCAAUAUGUGGGGAUGGUGUCUUUGGACUGUUGAAAUUAACGUGAAAAGAAAUACACGUAUUGUUAGUCGUGCAGUGGAUACAUCAGGUAAUAUUCAACAAGAAUAUCCAGUGUGGAAUUAUCGUGGCGUGAUGAACAACUCUUGGCGUACAAUUGAUAGAAGAGACAAAAACAAUGCAGUUUUAUAGAUACUUUUAUAUCAACUAUUUAUUUUUACCCUAAAUUAUGAUAAUAAACUGAUGUCGCUCUUUUAAAACUUGA